This is a messenger RNA of Cuscuta campestris, 1542 nucleotides long. NCBI's taxonomy places the organism in Eukaryota, Viridiplantae, Streptophyta, Magnoliopsida, Solanales, Convolvulaceae. The record is from the annotation of a GenBank genome assembly.
GUACCUCAAUGGCCUUCGCUACACUCAAAUAGGAGAAAAGGCAAAUAUUUAGGGGAUGAUGAAUUAACUCUGAUACUUCAAUUCUAGAGACAUCAAACUCCUGGCACGUUCUUUCAUGAGAUAGCAAAAAAGGCAAUAUUUUUUGCUUUCAUGAGAGAGAUUUGAGAAAGGUUGUGAUAUAGAGAUCAUCGAACGCUCUUGUUCUCGUUGAAUUUCCUCCCUAUUCGCACUGACGAUGCCGCUUUUACUGCGGCGAUGCGCGCUGAUAGCUGGUAACGGGAAUGGUGGAUCGCCGGGAAUGUUAGGGUUUAGGAGAGGCCUGGCGACGACUUGCAGGGCGGUGCUUCUGCCUCAAUUCGGCGGUCCCCACGUGCUCGAGCUUCAUGACAAUGUCAGCGUUCCUAAUCUCAAACCCAAUCAAGUGCUCGUUCGCACUCGCGCUGUGUCCAUCAACCCACUGGACACUAGAAUGCGGUCAGGUUAUGGCCGUUCAAUUUUUGAACCACUUCUGCCAUUGAUUCUGGGGCGUGAUGUCAGCGGCAAAGUUGCAGCUGUUGGAAAUUCUGUACGCUCUCUAGUUGUUGGGCAAGAAGUAUUUGGUGCUCUUCAUCCAACUGCCGUGAGGGGUACUUACACUGACUAUGCUAUCCUUGAUGAAGAUGAACUUGCUCCAAAACCGGCUUCUCUUUCACAUGUGGAAGCUAGUGCUAUUCCUUUUGCUGCUCUAACUGCUUGGCGUGCUUUAAGAAGUACUGCAAGGAUUACGGAAGGUCAACGGGUCUUGGUGAUCGGUGGUGGAGGAGCAGUGGGGUUUUCUGCCAUUCAACUUUCAGUUGCUGCAGGCUGUUCUGUAUCUACCACUUGUGGAGGUGAUAGUAUUGAUCGCAUUUUGGCUACUGGCGCUGAGCAGGCAGUGGAUUAUACUACUGAGGAUAUUGAAGUAGCUAUAAAGGGGCACUUUGAUGCAGUUUUGGAUACAAUUGGUGGUUCAGAGACGGAAAGGAUCGGCAUCAAUUUUCUGAAGAAGGGUGGACACUAUAUGACACUUCAGGGAGAGGCUGCGUCAUUAACUGAUAGGUAUGGACUAACUAUCGGCCUUCCCAUGGCAACUGCUAUCUUGCUGAAGAAACAGAUCCAAUAUCGAUUUUCUCACGGAAUAGAAUACUGGUGGACUUACAUGAGGGCUGAUGCUGAGGGUUUAGAUGAGAUCCGGAGGCUAUGUGAAGCGGGGAAGCUCAAAGUACCGGUUGACAAAACUUUUCCUAUUACUCGAGUUCAAGAUGCCCAUCACGCUAAGGAUAAAGGGGAAAUUCCUGGAAAAGUAGUGCUGGAAGUAGACUAGAUGAACUCAAUGAGUCAUGAGCUGCAAACUUAAACCCUUUUUUUCAUAUUGGUUUUCAAAAGCGUUUGAUGUUACGACCUGGUUGAUACUUGACUAUAGAACAACAUCAACUUCCAUGUGUAAAAUAAUGUAAAUCUUGAAAUGCUGUUCGGUUUUGUAUAUUUUCUUCAUUUUAUUUACGCGUAAACAGUAUUUCACAA